This is a messenger RNA of Podospora bellae-mahoneyi, 2093 nucleotides long. RefSeq lists its product as uncharacterized. Lineage: Eukaryota; Fungi; Ascomycota; Sordariomycetes; Sordariales; Podosporaceae. The transcript has 3 exons. The record is from RefSeq and is a predicted model, not a curated record. Gene Ontology annotation, cellular component: cytoplasm. The coding region runs from base 206 to 1252 and encodes 348 amino acids. Gene Ontology annotation, molecular function: GTPase activity.
UCGUCUCCCGCUAAUCUUUUGGCGGGGCAGAUGCAAGCACCGAGAAGCUGUCAAAUGUCAACCAACUACUGAACCGAACCAUCCAGAACACAUCAAUCUCACGCGACGCGAUUAACAUUGAGGCUCACAACACCACACUUGCUUUCAAACCCUUUCGACGAAACACACACCUUUCUUACAACUCUCCCACACCGCACAACACAAAAUGCCCUUCGGACAACUCGUCCUCGGCAGCCCAGGCGCAGGCAAAAGCACCUACUGCGAUGGAAUGCACCAGUUCAUGUCCGCUAUAGGGCGCCAAUGCUCCGUCAUCAACCUCGACCCAGCCAAUGACCAAGCCUCCUACCCCUGCGCCCUCGACAUCCGCGACCUCGUCACCCUCGAAGAGAUCAUGUCCGACGACCGGCUCGGCCCCAACGGCGGCGUCCUCUACGCCCUCGAAGAGCUCGAAAACAACUUUGAGUGGCUAGAAAACGGGCUAAAAGAACUCGGCGACGACUACGUCCUGUUUGACUGCCCGGGGCAGGUCGAGCUGUAUACGCAUCACGCUUCCUUGCGCAACAUUUUUUACAGAUUGCAAAAGAGGUUAAAUUACAGACUAGUAGCAGUCCAUCUAUCCGACUGCUUCUGCCUAACCCAACCAUCUCUCUACAUCUCCACCGUCCUCCUCUCCCUCCGCGCCAUGCUCCAAAUGGACCUCCCCCACAUCAACGUCCUCACCAAAAUCGACAAGAUUUCCUCCUACGACCCCUUACCCUUCAACCUCAACUUUUACACCGAAGUCCAAGACCUCUCCUACCUCAUGCCCAUCCUCGACGCCGAAGCACCAGCCAUUCGUAGCGACAAAUUCGGCGCCUUGAACAACGCCGUCGCAAACCUCGUCGAGCAGUUUGGGCUAGUAAAUUUCGAGGUGCUGGCGGUAGAAAACAAGAAGAGCAUGAUGCACCUCUUGAGGGUCAUCGACAGGGCGGGAGGGUAUGUGUUUGGUAGCGCCGAAGGAGCUAAUGACACCGUUUGGCAAGUCGCGGUGCGAAAUGAUUCGUCAUUGCUGGAUAGUAUCGAUGUCCAAGACCGUUGGAUAGAUAACAAGGCCGAGUAUGACGAGCAGGAGAGGCUAGAGGAGGAGGAGCAAGAAAAGAUCAGGGAGGCCCAGGCCCAGGCCCAGAUGGAUGCUGCUGGUCCGGUGCCUGGGUUGCCCCAGCUAGGUCCGGGUGAUGGCUCGGGGAUCAAGGUAGUUCGUAAAAAGAAGUAAACCCUUGCUUUGAAACUAAAACUCAACCCUCAACCAUAUCAUCCUCAGAAGCGGAGUCAACAUCUUGAUCUCCAAGAAUGGGAAGAGUGCGCUGCUGAUUAUUAUUGUCCCCGCGCAGCAAAUCACCUAGAGAAACGGAGGAGCUUUUUCCUUUGAGCUCCUCCUUGGCGGCGAGAACGAGAAGUCUGGCGCGGCGAAUGGUCUCCUUUUCGACCUUGCGCAUGGUGCCGCUCACGCGGACGACGCGGUAGAUGCAGGGGCGGCCGUUCUUCAUGGGACAAGACUGCAUGAAUGACAGGGCGGCCCAAACGAGGCGGUAGUGGUCGCGGGAGACGCGGAGGAUGAAGGUUGAGGUGGCGGGUGAGAAGUAUUUGACCUGGAGGUUGUGGUUCACCUUUCCUGCGCCGCAGUCGCCGAACAAGGAGGUGACUUCGUUGCGGACGUCCUUCAGUAGGGUUUGGGGUUUGAGGUCUGAGUUGGUGGGCUGGUUGUAGAGGAGGAGGUCGGAGACGGGGACGGGUACGGGUACGGGUGUGCUGGUGGAGGGUGGGAGGUCGGUGUAGAGGAUGUUGACUAGGAGGUAGCGGUCUUUGAGGCGGACCAUGAUGAGGUCUUGAAGGGUUGGUGUGAGGUUUGUUGUGAGGGAAAGUUGAUGUUGACUGAUGUGUGAGGAGAAGGGUGAGAAAUGCUUGGCUUAUCGAUAAAACGUUGUGAUGGGCGAGCCUAAGUUUAAAGUAAAAGUGGGGCGCUGUUAAAUGCAUCCCUGAAGAGCGCAGAGCCUCUUCAUCACAACAACACAACACACCAUCUCGAACACAUUCGCAGAAAACCAUCCAUUAAC